This is a messenger RNA of Andrographis paniculata, 2624 nucleotides long. Its product is annotated as ycf20-like protein. The record is from RefSeq and is a predicted model, not a curated record. Lineage: Eukaryota; Viridiplantae; Streptophyta; Magnoliopsida; Lamiales; Acanthaceae. The coding region runs from base 528 to 1055 and encodes 175 amino acids. The transcript is spliced from 2 exons.
ACUAUUUUUUAUCCUCCCUCUCCUCUCCAUCCUGCAGUCCUUCUUCAGCGCAUUGUGGGGUACCAGCUUCUAAUUUAUGAGAUGCUGCGAUGAAGAAGAAGAAGACUUAUGAGGUAUUGAGAUUGAGAUUGAGAUGGCGUCGCAGCAGCAGCAGCGGAGGAGGAGUGUCGAUGGAGGACACGCACGCACAGCCAAUUAUUCCUUCGAUGACGACUUAUGUCUUAACAUUUGAUUAAUUCCUUGGGCUUUUCCAACGAAUGCGACCCCUUCCCUUUUCCCUGCCUCUCCUCCUCUCGACUGCUGUUUUUCCCGAUAAUUGUCGAAUCGGGUUAGGUGCCGCUGCUUUCCAUUCUAAUAGUUCCAUCUCCGGUUAUUUGCAGUUAAGAUUCAAGCAGCAGGCAGCAACACGAAUCAAUCAUACAAUCCGGGGGUUCCUCUCUGUUCUGUUCUGUGCUGAUCGAACACAUUUUUGAAGCGGUCCUUGCUCUGUUUGCCAUUUUCGUUACUUUGGUGAAGGUUCAAGUAAAAUGGGAUCACAUGUCAAGUUAACCACUCUCAAACUUCUUAUUCCUGAAGAUUCUAAGUUACAGUUACUCGGCAACUUGUUGACCUCUUCCCACCUGCAUCGCUCACUUGCUGUCCACAAAUCCAAGAGGAUGACAGGGUCUCUUAGAAGUGCUGCUGAUGAUAGUAGGCUAAAUUCUAUCCCCUCUAAUGACCCCGGUGGCGGAACUCGUCUUAUCAAGACUAUCCAAGCUAUUCGAUUGAAGAUACUAGCAAGGUCGAAGAAGUUGAUGAAAAACCUGCCUGUUAAAUUGUUCUCUUUUUUAGUUGGUUUCUAUUGUGCCACUGCUUUUGCCACUCUGAUUGGGCAAACAGGCGAUUGGGAUGUGCUUUCUGCUGCUGUGACUGUGUUUGUGGUCGAGGGAAUUGGGGCCCUUAUGUACAAAUCCUCACUUCCUUUAGUGGACAAUAUAAGGAACUUAAUUGUCGUCUUCAAUUAUUGGAAAACUGGGCUGUCCCUUGGACUUUUUCUGGAUUCCUUCAAGUAUUGAAAAUGGGACUUACAACCUGUUUAAGUUGCAUAUUCCUGAAGACAACAUAAAGCCUGCACAUCUUGGAGAAACAUACAUGCCGGGAAAUGUUUUCUAGGCGCAGACACUGUUGGUGUGGUUCAUUUAACAUGCUCAAUGGCCUUCAGCUUCAGGUUUGCUUAAUUCUUUCAUCCCAGAGGUUCUUUUAUUUAUUUGUUUGUUUUUAGUUGAGGUGGAGGCAUGGUGUGAGUCAAUAAUUGUGUAAAGAAGAAUUUUUUUGAAGUAUAUAUAAGUAUACUGAACAUUCCUUCAACAGAUAAUUACUCUUCACAUUAACAAAAUGCCAUUGCCUUUGAGCUUCUACAGGUUUCUUUGUCUUAUUUUCCAGGGCCAGACAUUGGAAGGAUCAAUUCAAUGAAGAUUUUUGAACACCCAUUUGUAUAUUUUUCUUAAUAUGAGGGAGUUGUGUGAUAAACUCAAGAGCCAAAUAUAGAAAGAUGCAUGCCUUGCACAACUCUAAGGCUAAUUUCUGUUCCAUUGAAUACUAUUAGAAGGAAUGGAAGGAACUGAUACGGUAGCCGGAAUUAUAAGCACUUGUUAAAUGUAUGGCAUUGGGAAUGCUGAAGGAGCUAUGAUGGUUAACUUAGGAACACGUGGGUGUUAACGAUGUGUGUAUGUGUGAUAUCCCUUGUUCUUCUAGAUGUUGUGGUAGUGGACAAGCUUGUCUGGAUAUUGAUUAAAUGGUUGAAGGAAUGGAAUAACUAAGAGAUAUUCAGUCAGCAUUAAGUAUCAUUCAUCGUUGUACUAUAAAUUAUUGAAAAAGAUGACCUGGCCAUCUUCAUCUCUUUUGCUGCCCUUUGUACAUGCUUUGCUUUCAAUCUGCUGGUGCUAUCUGUUAUGAAUUCGAAGCUUCUGUCUCUUUACAGUAACAAGUAGCUGCGAAAUAUGAAGUGAUGGCUAACAUUCUUUUGGAAUUCAGACAACAUGGGAAGGAAAAACAUAAUGCACGGAGCGAACACAGUUCUUAGAAUGGUUUUGAGUGGUGAGGCUGAGAUAGAAAUGAUUGGAAGGCAUGUAGAAUAAGUAGCUCAUCAUGUCAUGGUCAUUUUACUGGUACUUGUGGAAAGAAGAGAAUGUAUGUAUGAACAUGCCAUUUGCAACGAAAAACAUAAGAUCUUCGCAGGAUGACCCGGAAGGGGUGAAGAAGCCAAUACCUACUCCUCGUUUGAAUGGAAGAGGGCAAGCCAAGGCAGAUAGCAUAAUAUACGUAAUCGGAUGGCUGUGGAUGCUUUACUCUGGUGAUGCACUUGUGUCUAUAUCUGGUGAUGUAAUUGGAUGCUGCUAGAUUGAUUAAUUGUUUUGUUUGUAUUUUUACACGCCACAUCAUUCACUUAUUAUGUGAAGAUAGAUAUAUAGGUUUGAAAGAUGAAACUUGCCUGGGAAUUGGUAAGUUCAUCAUGCUUUCCUGGUACUUUUAAACGACAGACCAUGUGUGUCGGGUAAGACCUGUAGGCAUCAGAAGUUUGAACUCGUGAUCCAUUCCCGUAAUACUACGUAUCUUUACCGGACUUCUGUUUGGGUAUUUGAACA